AACACUAGUGCAAAACGAAACGUUGCUAGAAUAUGACGGGUCUCAUGUUCUGCGGGGAGAUGUUAUGACGUGCAGCAACUGUCUUUGUUUCAACAACAUUCGUAUAGUUUUCGAGAAGAUUGUUAGUUAAAAUGUCGUGAUAUAUCAUAUUUAGUAUGAUGUGAUACGCCGUGGUAUUGCGACAUGAAUUUUCCCAAAGCAUGACCGUGCCAAUAGGAGUUAUUAGCAUAGUUAGGAUUUCGUAUUGGUUAAGUUGUGUGAAUGUUGUGCCAAUAAUGAGAUAGUGGAGUGUUGUGAUGUGGUUCGGGGACAUGCGGGGGGUGGUGUGGAUGGUGUGGGUGGCCGCGGCGGUGGCAGCAGUGGCCGCGACUCCCCUGGAGUCCGAGAUGCCCGUCCCGCGAGGGGUGAAACUGACACCUUUCGUGCGCCACUGGCAACCGGCCGCAUACGAGCGCGUGCGGCGGCGGCGCUCAGCGUCGCCCGCGCAUGCGCCCAAACUGCCCAGCACCCUGCGCCUUUCCUUCCGCGCACAUGACAGGGACUUCACGCUGCUCCUAAAGCCGGACACGAGCUCGGUGUUCGCGGAAGGUGCGCAGUUCCACUCGUCGGCCGGCCCGCUCGACUACACGGCGCAGGUCUACACGGGCAAGCUGGAAGAUGACGAGACGUCGGAGGUGUACGGCGUGAUCACGGCGGACGGGCUGUUCGACGGCACCAUCUGGACGGCCACCGAGGAGUACUACGUGGAGCCGCUCUCCCGCUACGACGCCUCGCACCCCUCCAUGCACAGCGUGGUGUACCGCCGCUCCGACGUCGACCACCCCAACGACGGCCAGCCCGCGCCUUGCGCAUCACACCAACUACACCUCAAAAGACUACACGGAAGCCAAGCGGAAUUAUUCAACCUGACUCUAGAUGACUCCCUCAACAACACAGAAGACUUAAACAAAGAAAUACAUAGACGCAAAAAACGAUGGCUUCCAGAAGACGAGAUGCAAGACGACGAACCUAAGAAAAAUCCCGAAUUACCAUUAGACUUAGACGUUCCUUAUACUAGUAACAGCGAUUUCGAAAAAUUGAGUACGAGAAAGCCGAAAAUUAAAAUCGAUAAGAGUAACCUCAUUACUAAAGUCCGGCUCGAUUCUGAGGAAACGAGACCGUCGAAGCCAAAGACGCAUGUCGAAGUGAUAAAGACGAAAGCCGGGGUCGUAACGGUUAGUAAGGAUAUUGUUAAGAAAGAGCCCGUAGGUUAUACAGUCUUGAGUGGAAAUGGAAGCGACGACGGGAGACAUGUCAACAAAAGAGCAACCGUCGACCCAAGGAAGACCACCUGUCUAGUCUACUUGCAAGCUGAUCACAUGUUCUAUCAAAGAUAUGGAUCUGAAGAAGCUUGUAUAGAAGUCAUGACUCGCCAUGUUCAGAAAGUCAACGCGAUUUAUAAAGUCACAGACUUCAACCAAGACGGCAAGCCCGACAACAUCACGUUUAUGAUCAAACGGAUAAAAGUACAUACGCUGGACGCUAUGAAAGACCCCGCCUACAGGUUUCCCAACAACUACGGUGUUGAGAAAUACUUGGAACUUUUCUCAGAGGAAGACUACGACGCGUUUUGUUUAGCGUACAUGUUCACAUACCGAGACUUUGAAAUGGGUACAUUGGGUCUAGCAUGGACUGGUGACCUUAAAAAUGCAGGCGGUGUGUGCGAAAAAAAUGGGCAUUACCGGGGCAGCAUGAAGUCCCUAAACACGGGCAUAGUGACGCUGCUCAACUACGGCAAGCACGUGCCGCCGGCCGUCUCGCACGUCACGCUCGCGCAUGAGAUCGGACACAACUUCGGCUCGCCGCACGACCCAGAGGUAUGCACCCCGUUCGGGGAAGACGGGAACUACAUCAUGUUCGCUCGAGCGACCAGUGGGGACCGAAAGAACAACAAUAAGUUUUCGCCGUGCUCGCUCAGAGCGAUAGACCCCGUGCUGAACAACAAGGCACGGUCACCUAAAGGAUGUUUCACGGAACCUCAACCAGCGAUCUGCGGCAACGGCGUCGUGGAAGAGGGCGAGGAAUGCGAUUGCGGCUGGGCCUCCGAGUGUACUGACGUGUGCUGUCGGCCUCAAGCGGCCAGGCCUCAUUACAAACCCUGCACACUUACAGAGCAUAGCGUGUGCAGUCCUAGUCAGGGUCCAUGCUGCACGGCGUCAUGCACAUUGAAGUUCGGCGACAAAUGUCGCUCCGACAACGGCUGUCGCGACGCAGCACAUUGCGACGGGAAACGCGCCGCCUGUCCCGCGAGCAGACACAAGGCGAACAAGACGCGCUGCGACAAGGAGCUGGUCUGCUUCAUGGGCGAGUGUACCGGGUCUAUCUGCCUGGCGUACGGGCUGGAGUCGUGCCAGUGCGCGGCGCGCGCGGACGACCCGCGCUCGGCGUGCGAGCUGUGCUGCCGCAAGCCCGGCGGCCCGUGCGUCUCCUCCUUCCACUGGAACGCCGCGCCGUUCGACGUGCCCGACAUGUACGCUAAGCCGGGCACGCCGUGCAACGACUACAACGGAUACUGUGACGUGUUCCAACGCUGUCGCGAAGUAGACCCGUCGGGCCCAUUGGCCACUCUGCGGAAACUCCUGCUGUCGGAUGAAAGUAUUGCUGGCUUCAAGCGUUGGGUGCUCCGCCACUGGUACGCCGUGCUGCUCAUCUUGCUGGCGGUCAUCGCUUUGUUGGUGGCCAGCACGCGUUUCCUAGGCCGCAACGGCAAGAAGCUGAAGUCGGUGACCAUCAUCCACUCGUCCACCACGGAAACCGUCCGUCUGCCUGAUGCUGCCGACCCUAACGGGGGGCUGAUCGUCCACACGGCUGUCAGAUCAAAACUUCCUCUAAAGAAGAAAGUUGCCCUCCGCACAAAAGCUUACCGCAAUAAAAAGGAUCAUAAAAAUAAGCAAGGAGAUAAGGCAUCUCCGGCACACGCCGCCAAAAAGAGGAAACCAAGUCAUCCUGCGAAACCGGACGACCCCGCCAAACUUCCGAAGGAAAGUGCCGUAGUAGUGACGAAUGCUGAGGGGAAAUCGCCGAAACAUGUCCUUCUGUCAAAACACAAAGGAAAAAUAAAGAAACGAAAAUCUAAAAUUAAGAAAGAAACCAUCGACUACAGUUCUAUGCAGAAACAUCCAUCGACCCCCACUAAAGAUACGGAAGCUUUAACGAAAGUUCAGAAGUGGCUUCUGAGCUCGCCACAACCUACCGCCAUGCCUAAAUCUAAGUCUAUACCCCUAGGACUCACCGAGCGCACGCAUCGACAAGUACAAAAGGGCACACGAAAAACGAGACCGUCCAAGAGCGCCACCAAUCUGCUGUCCGGCGAGAAAGCUCGCUUGCAGGUCGUCUUCAAACCGCCGUUCAGAUUCAGCGUGAAAAUCUGCAAGAGCGACAAAACUAAAGUCGUCCUCGACAAAUCGUCCAAACCCGACCUCGACAGAAAACGCCAGGAGGCGACCCCACUGACGACUUCCGGCACGGACCACGCCAAAACGACUCCUUCCCAAAAUAAACUGCUAAAACAUUCCAAUUCCACUAAAAAUGAUGCAGACACCGCCGCCCCGACAUGUCCGAAACCGGUGGAUAAGCCUCAAAAACAGGAGAGUCACGGAUAUGCGAAUCUACUGCCCCGAAGCGCGAGUGACUGCAAACUAGUGAAGAACGUCCCCGAAGCGAAAAAUCCGGGGCACAAAAAGAGUAACUCGGUCGGGCAGCGAAAGGAGACCACCGAGAGCCGGCAGAACCUCAUCACGCAGGAGGACGACGGCGCGCACGUGUACGAGAACGUGGCGCACGACGCGCUCGUGCCGCGCAGCUGCAGCAUGCCGCGCCGCCAGCCCGGCGCCGCCAUCGUGCGCCAGGCCAGCCACGGCCAUCUGCCGCGCGCGCGCGCCCGCCGGCAGCCCCACGGCAGCGCCGGCGAGCUCGACCGCGGCCACGGCGCCGCCGACACGCUGCGCCGCAGCCCCGACACCAGCGACACCAACACCGCCAGCUCCGCCGGCAGCCGGCGGCCCGCCCGGACCGAGGCCGCGAAGCUGAAGCGGCAGAUGAGCGAGAACGAGGUCGGGCGGGCCGACCUGCGCGGCUUCCGGCUCGUCGUGGGCAAGGACAAGCUGCAGCGGCAGGCGAGCGCCACGUCGCUGUGCGGGUCGCGCGUGCAGCUCGCCAUGCCCAUGUCGGCGGGCGCGGAGCCGCGGCCGCAGUUCUGCUGGGAGCAGCGCGCCGGCCCGGACGGCGCCCGGCAGCACAGGCGCGCCUUCACCUUCGGCGAGCUCAAACACACGGUGCCCGACGCCAGGGCCGACCCCGAGGACGAGGACUUCUUGAAAAUCAUUGACAAUUGAAUGAAGUGACCAUUUUGUGACGCGGUGCAGCUAUUUCUAAAUACGUGCGGACGAACUCUCGGCGUGUAAUCUGGCUAAGAAAGUUGUAUCCACGGGGUUGACACGUGAUACGUGAUGCUACUUAUUAUGUGUUAAGUACUUGUAUCUAGUGAAUUCAAAUUUCGUUAGCCGAGCCGCUAGCUAGGUGUGAUCGCCGACAGGUGUAAAUAUUGUAAUUUGCUUUUAAUAUUAGAUUUAAUGUAACAUGCCACUGAAACGAAUUAUCACUCAGUCUACUCAAAGACUGCAACUUGAAAUGUGUAUACAUUUUAUUAGCGUUUUUCUAACACUAAAAGACGACUUCGUGGUGACGAGUUCAUCCUUAACAUGAUUGUAGACUAGCGAUGGUCUCGUUUUACUGGACGAUCUCUAAAAAUGAAUCUCUAUUUUUUCUACAUGCUAUGUAUUGUAAAAAAUUACUCAUACUUAUGUAAAGUGUUCAUAUACGAUGAUUUGAAGGAUAUUUUAUAAUACUUUACAUAAUUUCAUUGCGUAAUUUUACUUGCAGUAUUAAUUUAAAGAAAUCUCCGACAAAUUUAUGAAGUUUAAAUGAUUCUUAGUACAAUGGUAGGUUUUUCUUGCAGCUAAUCUAGCGACAAUGCAGUUAAUUUAGAUAGCCGUCAAUUAACGAGUCAAUCUAUCAAUCGACAUUAAAAUAGAUGAUUAAGAUAUUCAACUCCCAUAAAUGUUUGUCUAAGAAGAUUUAACGUAAAUUUAUGUAGGAUUCUUUAUCGUCCAUUCGGAUAGAUACUAUGCUGUUCUUAUCAUGCCAUUUUUAAUACGAGUUGGUUAGCCGUAGGCAUUAAUUACUUUAAAAAAAGUAAGAAGUUUUUGCAAUCAAGAAAGCUCACAAAUUUUACAAACUGGCUGCUUUAUUUCGCAUUAAGAAUAACUCCGACCAUAACUAUCUGCUUACGCAACAAAAUUCAGGAAAUUUAUUUGUGGAUAAUUAUUGAAUCCUACACAAAAUCGACGUCCAAAUGCUAAUAUUAUACACAUAAUUAAAAGGUUUAAUUAAUAAGGAUAUUAUUUUUUUAUUAAUAUUGGAUUUAACACGAACUAACAGACAAAUAAAAAAUGUAUUGUCAUACCUAGAUAAUAAGCGAACUCGUGGCUGUAAUUUCAGUUGGUUACUCGUUGUGUUCUGCAAUAUCUGGGAUGGAAUCCACUUUAAUAAUUCAACGUAUUAGUACGACAAUAUUGUAGUGUAUAUUACAUUAAAAAGUGUUGAUAAUUAUCCUAUUGUAGAUGUUAGAUACAAAAAUAUUGUUGUUUUUAAUUUAGGUCCCGCCUAAAAUGUACAGACCAUUUUCUCAUAAAGAGUUUUGUCUAUGGUCUCAAGAGUAGGUUCCAAAAAGUGUGAAAAGGAAAUCAAUAUAUUUUGCAAACGGAAUUAUUAGUACAUAAAUACCACCAGAAUAACGGAUAGAAGUACACGAUUACGAGUAAGUACAUUUUUCUAUCUCAGAUAUUUAUCAGAAUGUGUUCCGAUAUUUAUGCGAAUCGUGCGGUGCGGCGCAAAAGCUUUGUGACCGCGGCCCGUCGUGUAUGAGCUUCGUCGUAGGGAGGUAAGGUAAGGGUAAAACGUAAAAACUAUUGUGUAGAAAUGGAUUUCUAAGACGAUACUAAAAGUAUUGGAGAUGUUACAAAUUUGUAUUUUUUAAUGUUUCUUGUGUGGAUGAUGUGGAAGUUGCAUUAUCUGUGUCCGCAUGAUCCACAUGGAUUGUGUUUAGAGUUUGUUCGACACCUGUCGCUAUAUUUCUGUUUCAACUCGUAGCUCUAUUGAUGUUCUUCCUUAUAAUAUAAUCGUAUGUGUUAAUUGUGCAUUUUAAAAAGAUAAAUGUGAUUAGAUUAUAUGGAACUAUGUAAUGGUUUUCUUGUUUAUAUAUAAAUUACCUACUAUUUGUAAUUUCAGAUAUGUAUCGAAAAGAUAUGAAUACAAUUUUUAUUUUACUGUAUAGAAAACGUUUAAAUAUUAUGAUCAUAGAUUUAAUGGACACAUCUGACCACAAUCUCGCUGUAUUUGUUCCAAGUGCCUUAUGAACAAAUCGUUGCAUUCCUACUAUACAUUCCAACCUGAAAGCAAGCAACUAGGUUUUUUUUACUGCCUUGACUUGUAUCCUCCAAUUUAAUUUAUAAUGUUUUUAUGAACUGGAACUAUGGUCUAAUGCUAAUUAAAUAUAAUAUUUAGCAUUAAAUAUAUUCUGUAUCCAACAGUACUUAAAUAACGUUAGUCUGUGAUAGAUUUUCAGUUUCACUUAUUUUUCUGCCGAAUAAGAUACGAAUGUUCUCUUUUUGCUGUUGUUCUAAUUAAGGACUAUAAAUACAAAUUUGUAAUAAAUUCAUUUUCUAACGUAUUUACUAUUUCUUUCUGCAUUUUUUAAAUAUUAAAAGAAUACAACAAAA
Cydia pomonella (codling moth) is the source of this 6818-nucleotide messenger RNA. RefSeq lists its product as uncharacterized. Gene Ontology annotation, cellular component: plasma membrane. The transcript has 15 exons. The record is from RefSeq and is a predicted model, not a curated record. Lineage: Eukaryota; Metazoa; Arthropoda; Insecta; Lepidoptera; Tortricidae. Bases 297 to 4373 code for a protein of 1358 amino acids. Gene Ontology annotation, biological process: Notch signaling pathway; membrane protein ectodomain proteolysis. Gene Ontology annotation, molecular function: metalloendopeptidase activity.